This is a messenger RNA of Vigna umbellata (rice bean), 861 nucleotides long. NCBI's taxonomy places the organism in Eukaryota, Viridiplantae, Streptophyta, Magnoliopsida, Fabales, Fabaceae. The record is from RefSeq and is a predicted model, not a curated record.
AUGGACCGAAGCUGGAUUCAUCAGCGUCGUAUUAGUGAAGAGUAUGAGCAAGGGGUUUAUGAGUUCAUACAAUAUGUUAAAGAAGAGACAAAACCAGUGAACGGGGCAUAUUUUUGCCCUUGUGUUCGUUAUCUCAAUCAAGUAUAUGAAGACUUGGACAACAUUCGUGAUCAUCUAUUCAUCUAUGGAAUAAUGGGAAGUUAUAUGGUUUGGACUUGGCAAGGGGAAGUAUUAUAUAAGCCAAUAACUUUAAGAGGUUCGGAUUAUGUCGACGAAUGGAUGAGUGAUCAUUUAGACGAAAUGGUACGUGAUGUUGGCGAAGAAAAUUUUGGAAGAGCUCAUUUAUACGAUAGUCUUAAGAACAAUUCAGAGCAAGAGUUGUAUCCAGGAUGCAUCAAGUUUACAAGGUUAUCGGCUACUUUGAAAUUGUUUUGUUUGAAAGCAAGAAACGCAUGGAUUGAUAAAAGUUUCAUGGAAUUGUUGGAGUUGCUGAAGGAGAUGCUACCAGAAAAUAACACAUUACCUAUCUGUAAUUACGACGGGAAGAAAAUUCUAUGUCCAAUGGGUUUGGAAUACCAAAAGAUACAUGCAUGUCUCAAUGACUGUGUAUUGUAUAGAGAUCAAUAUGCUUCAAUGAAGGUGUGUCCGACGUGUGGUUCAUCACGAUUUAAGAAGAAACUUGGUGGAAAUAACGAUGAACACAAUGAAGGUCCACCGGCUAAGGUCAUGUGGUAUUUACCUAUAGUACCUAGGUUGAAACGAUUGUUUUCUGUUAAAGAAGAUGCGAAGAAUCUUAUGUGGCACGUUGAUGGAAGAAAAUGUGAUAAUCUUCUUAGACACCCAAAUGAUUCCCAAAAAUAG